AUGGCAAACAACCGGCCAUUCGCCGAGGAACGCCCUGCCGCAAGGCAAAGGGUCGUGUCCCCUGGACAGUCUCGCCACGCGGAAGCGGCGGCCCCACCGGGCUUGUCCCGCCCCGCGGAAGCGGCGGCCCCUGCGCCGAUCGACACUGAGGCUGCUCCACGACCGAUGGUGGUCGAACCCGCCACUCCUCCGUCGAGAGAGCGGAUCGCCAUGAAUCGUGGCAUGCAGAUCAUCUACGAGACUCUUGGCCGAGUCGUCUCGUGGGGCCAAGUGAUCGGUGGAACCGACAUUGAUCACGCCCGAGACCGGGACGUCAAUUGGCCCACAUGGGUCGGAUAUAUGUGGGCGGUCAUGAGAGCCCUGGACAUCCCGGGCAUGUCGGUGGAUAAUGCUCUCUACGCGAUCCCCGUUCAUGGCACCGUGGACACAUUCCAGAUCAUGGGCCCCGACCACGUGAAGUCCUACCUUCGUGGCUGGCACAACUGGCGAUGGGACUAUGCCACCGAUGCUUGGAAGCGCGAUUAUUAG
Messenger RNA from Symbiodinium natans, 528 nucleotides. NCBI's taxonomy places the organism in Eukaryota, Dinophyceae, Suessiales, Symbiodiniaceae. The record is from the annotation of a GenBank genome assembly.